AUGCACUUCAUCACCAAGCUCUCGAUUGCGGCCAUCGGUCUUCUCGCCAUCGCCCCACAGAUCACCGUGGCCGAAAACAUCGAGAUCAAGUUCCGCCGCUUCUCUCUCGACACCUGUCCCGGUGACCACAUCAUCCAGAAGGAUGUCAACCUGGACAACGACAAAUGCAAGACGUUCGACAAGCACGAGCCUCCCUUCCACUCCUUCAUGGUCACCAAGAUCAACAAGGGCCCAAACUACCUUGACGACCAUCUCUGCCAGUUCAUUGCCCACGAGGACAAUGACUGCAAAGGUCAGGGCUUCUCCGGCUAUGACAUGAAAGACCAUAUCGACCAAUGUGUCACCAUCAAAGGCUUCGGUGCUCGCUCAGUCUACUUCAGCUGCAAACCUCGUUCGUACCCCAUCGCCACCUCGCCUCUGCCUAUCAAGCCCACCACCUCCACUGCUACUGUCUUCGCUGGCUUCGACGAGGUCCACACCGUCACCCACUACGGCACCAUGACCAGUCACUCGAUCGAGACCAUGACUAUCCACACCACUCUGCCAACCGUCACCGUCACUAACUCGGCUCCUGUCUCCACCCCUUCCGUCACCAAGACAGUCUCCCUCAUGCCAGUCGACGACUGCUGCUGCCAUGGCUACGGUGGAGACUCCGACAUCUCGUCGUAUCCCGCUCCCAAGGACUACUACAUUCCCGACGAAGACAUUGAGCAUUGGGUUUGA
Molecule: messenger RNA, 723 nt
Organism: Recurvomyces mirabilis
Lineage: Eukaryota; Fungi; Ascomycota; Dothideomycetes; Mycosphaerellales; Teratosphaeriaceae
Exons: 2
Coding region: 1-723 (240 amino acids)
Source: RefSeq, a predicted model, not a curated record